Molecule: messenger RNA, 577 nt
Organism: Musca vetustissima
Lineage: Eukaryota; Metazoa; Arthropoda; Insecta; Diptera; Muscidae
Exons: 3
Coding region: 1-576 (191 amino acids)
Source: RefSeq, a predicted model, not a curated record
AUGCAUUUGAAAUCUGUUCUGUUAACAGUUUUGGUUAUUGGCCUUUUGGAAUCGAUAACGGCCAAUACAGCCAGGACUUGUUAUUCAUGCAAGGGCAUUAACUGUAUGCGUACCUCGGUGCAACCAACGAAACAAUGUUCGGAUCCCUUGGAUAUUUGUGUUACCGUCUUCGAUAAAUUCAAUGUCGUUCAAAAGGGUUGUUCCUAUGAAGUACCCGAACAUUUAAGGCGUCGCUGUGAUGACGAUACUGCCGAAUGCCACAAAUGUAACACGGAUCGUUGUAACAAUUUGGGUCAAGCCGAGUUCAAUUGUAUUCAGUGCAAUUCUAGCGAGGAUUCUAAAUGUUCUUCAGCUCCAGCUGAAUUGGAAGUAACACGUUGCGGAUCACCCACGGCACCCAACUCAUACUGCUAUGUCCAGUACGAUGGUAAUGUUGUCAAACGUGGUUGUUCCACUAGUGUGGUCGAACAGCAGUCUUGCUAUGCCAAUGCCAAUUGUAUGUUGUGCUUGGCUGGUGAUAUUGAUGGCUGCAAUGCUGCCGAUUUUACACCUGGAUCUAGAGCUUAUCGUUUGUAAA